Penaeus vannamei (Pacific white shrimp) is the source of this 1356-nucleotide messenger RNA. RefSeq lists its product as uncharacterized. The record is from RefSeq and is a predicted model, not a curated record. Lineage: Eukaryota; Metazoa; Arthropoda; Malacostraca; Decapoda; Penaeidae.
CGUGUGUUUACAUUCCGUUCGACUGUGCUUUUAUGUACGCGUGAGUCACGUAUAUUCGUGUUUGCAUGAGAUCAUCUUUGUUUCUAGUUAGUGGACUUAAGUCAUGCAGAAAGUUCAUAACAUGCAGCAGGAGCUGGAGGAAACUGUCAAGGAGUUCCACAGGAUCCAAGAGACUAGACAACAAUACUUGCAGAAAUGUAACAAGGAAAUCCUUAGUGUUUUGAAGCAGUUCUUAAAUGAGAAGUUCAGAAUUGAGUUGCAGGAACACUUUGAAUGCAGAAAUGAAAGUCUUGAAGAUAUUGUCAAGUUUAUAGAUAACACUAUAAUUUCUGCAUGUGAUGCCCAUGAAGACAUUGUCAAUUUUAGGCACCAAGUUAUUGAUAUAUUCAAUGAAGGAAUCUCACCAGAAUUAGCAGCAGACAGCUCAGAUGCUUUGGCCAAUAAUGAUGAAAAACAGGUUGCAGGCCGAGGCAUGAGAGACUUCCACAAGUUAUCAUGUGAAACAAAGGAGCAGGUGAUGUUGAUCAAUAACCAACAAGAAUUAUAUGAAAUGUUCAUGAAUGAGAUUGAAGAAAUGGUUCUGAGAAAGGUGAACCAAAUAUUGUGUGAAAUGGAUACAAGUAUGCAAGAAAAACACAAAGAAGAAAAGGAGAAUGUAGAUGCCCUUGCUACAGAAAUUACCACAGAGAUAGAGAAAAAUGUUCGACUGCAGGGUACAUUGCAGAUAAUACAAAGUCAAAUGGAUUCACUAUCAGAGCGCCUGCAAGCACCUAUAUAGUUAAAAGUCGGGGUUCCUUCCAGUCAACAAGAGAGGAAUGAAUGUGUAGUAUUCUUUGACAAGAAUUUGUGUGGUUUAUUUUUGAAGUUGCAUUUACCAAUGGAAUUUUUUUUUUUUUUUUGCUAUACCUUUUCAUCCUUCUGACAUUACCCACAACCUUUUCUGUGCAAACUUUAAUUUUUGUCUUACAUCGGACACAGAAUGGCAUUUCUUUUAUGAAGUUAUUUCAGUUGGCAUACAAAAUAUACAUUACAUUAAUCUGAUAUUUUCAGUAUAUUAAGUAUUUUUACUGACAUUUGAGUGACUGCUUUAUGUUCAGUGGUAUUGUAUUCUGAUGAUAUUUUUAUAUUCUGACCAUAGAAAGAUUAGAAUGGUGGCUUUAUUAUAUUGAAUAUGGCUGAAGUCGUCCAUUGUUUUGAUUGUUUUUUCUUUCAGAAUACUAUGUAAUGCGCAUAAUACUUAAAAAUGGUAUUUGGUUUUGAUUGCUGUUGCAUCUUAAGUCAGUUCAUGCUGAAGUAGAAAAGUCUCAAGAAGCAGCUAAGACAACUUGUAGAGGAAUAUGAAGUAUUGAUGUUAAA